Messenger RNA from Dromiciops gliroides (monito del monte), 1370 nucleotides. It is a transcript of the gene SSUH2, whose product is annotated as ssu-2 homolog. The transcript is spliced from 10 exons. NCBI's taxonomy places the organism in Eukaryota, Metazoa, Chordata, Mammalia, Microbiotheria, Microbiotheriidae. Gene Ontology annotation, molecular function: heat shock protein binding. The record is from RefSeq and is a predicted model, not a curated record. The coding region runs from base 95 to 1003 and encodes 302 amino acids.
AGGCCAACCACAAGGCUACCCACCUUCAGCAUCUCUGAGGAAACUUAGUGAUCAGAGGAACAGGCCAAUAUUUCUGCAACACAGCAUUCCCGUCAUGACGGAAGAGAUGGCCCGGAAUGCCCUCUUGAGCUUUGUGAAUUCCAGGUGUUGCUAUGGCAACCGAGCAGCUGGGGAGCUGGUCAUUCAGGAUCUGAGGCAGCAGAUGUUAUACAGAUAUCGAUUGGAGACCUUUAGUGAAUCCAGGUUAAGUGAAUGGACAUUUCAACCUUAUACCAAUCACUCGGUAGAUGGCCCCCAAAAAGGAGCAUCUCCCAGGCCUUGGGACAUUAAAGUGCACAUCCCUCCCAUGUUUCAGGAGGAGACCAAGAAGUUUCAAGUACCACACUCCUCCUUAGUCAAGGAUUGCCACAAAUGCCAGGGGCGUGGACGGUACAAGUGCAGUGGAUGCCAUGGGGCUGGAAUGAUGAGAUGUGCCUCCUGCAGCGGGGCUAAACGAAAGGCUAAGCAGUCCCGAAGGUGUCAGGUGUGCUCUGGGUCUGGGCGGAAGAGGUGCAGUACCUGUUCAGGUAGGGGGAACAAAACCUGUGCAACAUGUAAGGGAGAGAAAAAGUUAUUGCACUUUAUACAGCUGGUCAUCACUUGGAAAAACAGCCUGUUUGAGUUUGUCACUGAGCACCAUAUGAACUUUCCAGAGGAGCUGUUGGUUAAAGUCAGAGGAGAAAAUAUAUUUAAAGAUGAAAAUGUUAUGGUAUAUCCUAUCAUUGACUUCCCCAAGCAGGAGAUCUCUUUAGCAUCCCAGAGAGGCAUUGCCGAGCACAGUACUGCUUUGGCUGGGAGGUCUCGUGUUCUCCAGCAGCGGCAGACCAUUGAGCUUAUCCCACUCACAGAAGUUCACUAUUGGUACCAAGGGAAGACUCACCUCUAUUACAUCUAUGGCCUGGAAAACAAGGUGUUCGCACUGGACUACCCAGGAAGAUAUUGUUGUGGCUGUACUAUCAUAUGACCAUUGGCAAGGACUCUUUCUAAAGAAGGAAAAUCAGGAACUGAAAUAUACAUCCAUAAAGGAGGAAGAGACAAGGGUUAGGUUUCAAGUGAUCUGGUUCACUUUUUUAAAAUGAAACAUUUGGAAACCCUUAUAUGUUUCAUUACAAAUGGUUCCUGAAAUUGGAAUUCCCAGAUAGAUAUUUGGGGAGCAUCAACUUGAGCACCACUGAUUAUUCCAGGAACAAAUAUUUGCAUUUAAUAAGAACAUAGCCCUCUGCUAGUAGAAUCAGUUCUUCAACACAUAGUAGGUGCAUGCAGAAAUAUGUUUAAUGUGAUUGUACAUAUAUAACCUAUAUCAGAUUGCUUUCUGUCCUAGGGAAGGAGGG